Molecule: messenger RNA, 559 nt
Organism: Mytilinidion resinicola
Lineage: Eukaryota; Fungi; Ascomycota; Dothideomycetes; Mytilinidiales; Mytilinidiaceae
Product: antibiotic biosynthesis monooxygenase-like protein
Exons: 3
Coding region: 47-361 (104 amino acids)
Source: RefSeq, a predicted model, not a curated record
CAACUUCAAUUGAACAUUCGGAAGCUCGCUCUCCGACUCGUACAUCAUGUCUGACACUGUCUCCGUCAUUGCGUUCAUCACGCCCGCCCCGGGAAAGAAGGAACAGGCUCAAGCCGGCCUCGAGGACCUGGCGGCCAAAGUCAAAGAGAACGAGCCUGGCGCGUUGCAGUACGAGUUCUAUUGGGACGAGAAGAACGGCCAGUUCGUGUUCAUCGAGAAGUACAAGAACCUGGAUGCUGUCGCAGCGCACCGCGGGCAGGUCUACUACAGCGAGUUGAAGACGAGGGCAGAGGCGGAAGGGCUAUUAGCUGCCCCGAUCGAUGCUAGGGUCAUCGUCCACGCUGGAGGGUUUACGAGGUAGAUGAGAUGAUGAGGGCAACACUGGUAGCUUCAAGGUUGAUUUCAAGAGAGUUCUCUAGCGGAUAUCAAGACAUGAUGAAUAAAAUUCCUUCUCCCCACAUUCGGUUCUAAUUCGAGAUAAUUUUGCAGAGGAUAUCACAAUCUGUUCUUACCUGUCAGAUCUUUGCCCUCUAUGCCCGUAGUAUCCCUUUAAAUGCGA